Molecule: messenger RNA, 2941 nt
Organism: Sapajus apella (tufted capuchin)
Lineage: Eukaryota; Metazoa; Chordata; Mammalia; Primates; Cebidae
Gene: BEST4
Product: bestrophin 4
Exons: 10
Coding region: 1333-2754 (473 amino acids)
Molecular function (GO): chloride channel activity
Source: RefSeq, a predicted model, not a curated record
GCCUCUUGGCCACCCAAAGUGCUAGGAUUACAGGGGUAAGCCACUGUGCCUGGUGGGAGAGGUUCUAUCGGCACCUUAGGUAUUACUUCCUCUGUUUGACAGAUGAAGAAAUUGAAGAGGUGAAAGUGGCCAUUCAAAUCCUGGGCACCCCUAGGAGUCAGGAUGUUGGACACAGGGUUUAACAGGGCCUGCACUCCUAUCCUGAACUUCCAGAUCUGUGGCUGCCAGCCCUGUGGCAUGGAUGAGGAAGAGCCUGGCCAAGACCCCCAGAGCCUGGACAAGAAGCCUGGGAGUGUGGCCAGUGCACAGGAUGGGUUCUGGAGCUCAUGCCCUUGCCAGGCCACUCCCAGCGUUGGAAGUCCAUCAGCCCUGGCUUUGAAUCCUGCCUCCAACAUACGCUAGCUGUGUGGCCAACCGUGGGCAAGUCAUUUAUCUCUUGGAGCCUCAUCUGUGAAAUGCGGAAGAUUGAUUCCUACCUUAUGGGGCUGUGAUGAGGAUUUCAUGAGAGGAUAACAUAGUAGUGCCCUUGGCAUGGUGCCCAUCACUUAGUCAGUGCUCUGUAAUCAGCAGCUGGUAUUAUUAUAACAGUUUAUCAUGCAUCUGUCUUCCCACCUGAAACGUGGGACAGUAAUUCCUGUCAUACUGGCUCGAAGGACAUGGUGUUGUCUGUGUGAGCUGUGGGGUCAUUAUAGGUGGCAUUACUGCCACUCAAAGGCCAGCCCAGCCCUACAGGGGUAGGGAGACACACCCAGUUCCCAGCACCAGGGGAAGCUGGAUGACAGCUUCAAUCCAUCAGUGAUAGGCCUCAGUCCAGCCUGACUUUAUAGAUCCCAGAGGUACUUAAGUCCGUGGGGGGUAAAGUCUAGCCCAUUUCUUCCUCCACACGGCUGCUGCCCAGAGCAGGCAGGCAGGUAUGGGAUGGGGGGUAGGAGUGCCCUGGGCCUUGGUAGACUAGUUAAUCAGCUUCCAGAGCAAGGCUCCAAGGAAUAGCAGUGGGUUUGGGCUGGAGCUGUGUCUCUUGUCUGCAGCAGUUCAGGAUCUGGUUAUCCCUAGCCCUGCAGACUGAAGAGGAGCUUGAGGAAGCCUCAUGCAUGAAGGGACAUAGAUCUCAGUUCUACCUUGCCCAACUCUAGCCUGGCUUUGCCAUGCACUGCUGAGUUCUGCAAGGGAUGGGGUGUGCUUUUCUGCUCUGCAGGCUCCUACCCUCUUGUCCACUGAUGCAGGGUGAAGGCUGGGGUGUGUGAGACCAGAGUGGAAGGGAGGUUGUCUGGGGAACUAAAGGACAGCCCUGGGGGCAACUCUUGUUACCUCCUGCCCCAGGCUCCCAGCACCAUGACGGUUUCAUACACUCUCAAAGUGGCAGAGGCCCGCUUUGGGGGUUUCUCUGGACUGCUUCUCCGAUGGAGGGGAAGCAUCUACAAGCUCCUCUACAAGGAAUUCUUCCUCUUUGUGGCCUUGUACGCUGUGCUUAGCAUCAUCUACCGGCUGCUGCUGACCCAGGGGCAGAGGCACGUGUAUGCUCAGGUGGCCCGGUACUGCAACCGCUCAGCGAACCUCAUCCCCUUGUCCUUUGUACUGGGUUUCUAUGUGACUCUGGUGGUGAACCGCUGGUGGUCUCAGUACACAAGCAUCCCGCUGCCAGACCAGCUGAUGUGCGUCAUCUCGGCCAGCGUGCACGGCGUGGACCAGCGGGGCCGCCUGCUGCGUCGCACCCUCAUCCGCUACGCGAACCUGGCGUCCGUGCUGGUGCUGCGCUCGGUCAGCACCCGCGUGCUCAAGCGCUUCCCCACCAUGGAGCACGUGGUGGACGCAGGUUUCAUGUCGCAGGAAGAGAGGAAAAAGUUUGAGAGCCUGAAAUCCGACUUCAACAAAUACUGGGUGCCCUGUGUCUGGUUCACCAACCUAGCGGCCCAGGCCCGGAGGGACGGGCGAAUCCGUGACGACAUCGCUCUCUGUCUACUUUUGGAAGAGCUGAACAAGUACCGAGCCAAGUGCAGCAUGCUAUUCCACUAUGACUGGAUCAGCAUCCCCCUCGUCUACACCCAAGUGGUGACCAUAGCCGUCUACUCCUUCUUUGGCCUCUCCCUGGUUGGCCGCCAGUUUGUGGAGCCAGAGGAAGGGGCUGCCAAACCUCAGAAGCCUCUGGAGUCAGGCCAGGAACCAGCCCCGGCCCUGGGAGACCUGGACAUGUAUGUGCCUCUCACCACUCUACUGCAGUUCUUCUUCUAUGCUGGCUGGCUCAAGGUGGCUGAACAGAUCAUCAACCCAUUUGGUGAGGACGAUGACGACUUUGAGACAAACCAGCUCAUAGACCGAAACUUGCAGGUGUCCCUGCUAUCCGUGGACGAAAUGUACCAGAACCUGCCCCCAGCCGAGAAGGACCAGUACUGGGAUGAGGACCAGCCGCAGCCACCCUACACUGUGGCCACGGCGGCCGAGUCUCUGCGGCCCUCCUUCCUGGGCUCCACCUUCAACCUGCGCAUGAGCGACGACCCUGAGCAGAGCCUGCAGGUGGAAGCGUCGCCCGCGUCUGGUCGGCCGGCGCCCGCCGCGCAGACCCCGCUGCUCGGCCGCUUCCUGGGCGCAGGGGCGCCCUCCCCGGCCAUCAGCCUCCGGAACUUCGGCCGCGCGCGAGGCACCCCCCGCACUCCGCAUCUGCUUCGCCUCCGGGCCGAGGAGGGCGGAGACCCCGAGGCCGCAUCCCGCAUCGAAGAAGAGGCGGCGGAGUCCGGGGACGAGGCCUUGGAGCCUUGAGGUGACGCUGUGCUGCUGGUCCAGGAAACACAAUCUGAGAGUCACGUGAAGCAGUACUUGGAGGGGUAUACCUAACCCUGGUAACCUUACUCAGAAGAAGCAUCCCUGUGUGCUGGGGGACUUCUGCCUUAUCUGUAAUGUUCAAGUUUUUGUUUACAUUGAGAAUAUAUUCAAGUUUUUAACUUUU